AUGGCAGAACCAAGACUUCCAGACGUCUACGGCCCCGGGACCUUUACCGACCGAGAACUGGUUCCGAUACUGACGGAUGCGCACCGAAUACUCCGGGUCUUGGCAACCCAAACCCCUGGCUUCACAGACAAUGAGGUCGUCCUGUCAAAAGUUAGGUUUGAAGGCGAGGCCGAGCCUGUGAUCCCAGGCCCUGUCAAGUCUACGCCUGUUGCAGCAGCACUCCAUGCCAUGACCGGUAUCUUGGCCGAUGAGAUUCUAACGCUCCGAGGGUUGCCUAGUCCUACCAGGAAGGUGGUCAUCAACACGACACAUACAACCCUGUGGCUUGGAGGUGUGGCGGCAGUUUACCUCGACCACGAGUCGAUUAUAUCCUUGAUGAGAGAUAAGAAGAGGUUCGGUGAGCUGGUUCCGGAUUGGCAGCAAAGAGGUUUUGAUCCUAAGUUGAACCCCCUGCUCAAGCUGAGAGCAACGGGUAUCUAUCCCACCAAGAUACCUGGGCAGUGGUAUAACCUCCAUGGAUCCCUCAACCCAGAACCUAUGCUUCGUAACCUCGGCAUUGACCCCUUCCCUGAAGCAUCGAUCACAACCCUCGACGAGGCAGCGGCUUACCUCCGCAAGAAAACAACAAAGAUGUCACCCACCGAAGUGGAGUGCCUUAACCUCUCGGCCGGUCACUGCGGGACAAAGUGCCAUACUCCCGCCUCCUGGUCCGCCACCUCGAUGGGAAAGUCCCUGGCUAAGCACCCGCUAAUCGAUGUCAUCCCCCCGCGCUCCCACUCCGUCCCCUCACCACCUACCCCCUUCCCGGCUCUCAACACGACCAACACCCUUCCCCUGUCAGGGGUAAAAGUCCUCGAGCUAGCCCGCAUCAUCGCCGCCCCGGUAGCCUCCUCCAUCCUUGCGUCGUUAGGGGCAACGGUCAUCAAAAUCAACGCCCCCCAUCUGCCGGAUAUGUCUGUUCUUCAGCUCAGUCUGACAGCCGGCAAGAUCACCACCUGCCUUGAUCUUCGAGAUCCCACCGACAGGGAUAAGCUUCAGGAGUCGUUAGCCGAAGCGGAUGUUUUUAUUCAGGGGUUCCGUCCCAGUGCGUUAGAUAAAUACGGUCUUUCCCAACACGAUAUCCUGUCCAUGGCUGUCAAACGGAACAAGGGAGUGGUGUACGUGACGGAGAAUUGCUUCGGUCCUGAUGGGCUGUAUGCUAGUAGGCCCGGGUGGCAGCAGGUGGCUGAUUGUGCUUCUGGUGUGGCGUACGUCAUGGGGAGGGGUUACGAGUUGGCUGAUGGGGAGCCUGUCUUGCCUAGUUUGCCGGUUAGUGAUAUGACUUGUGGGCUUGUCUGUGCUGUAGGGGCGAUGAUGGGGUUGUUGAAUCGGGCGAAAGAGGGGGGGAGCUGGAUUGUGAGGGGGAGUUUGGUUAGAGUUGAUACGUUUUUUUUGGAUAAGGAGGUGGGUUUGUAUCCUCGGCAUGUGGUGGAGAGAUGCAAGGAGAGGUUUAAUUGGGGAGUGAUGAGGGGGGAGAAUCAUGUGUUGGAAUUGUUGAAGAUGACGUGGGAGGGGUGGGAAGGGGAUAGGGUGAUGAGAGGGUAUUUGAGGGAGGAGGGGGAGUGGUGGGAACGAUGGAGGGAGAGUGCGUUUGGGGGGAGGGGGUUGGGUAUUUUGAGGCCUGUGGUGCGGUUUGAAGGGGAGGGAAUCAGGGAGGAAGUGCAGCCCAGGUGGGCGAGGGGUCCGGUGCCGUUUGGGUUUUACGAGAAGGGGGAUGCCAUGUUUUAA
Messenger RNA from Podospora pseudocomata, 1767 nucleotides. RefSeq lists its product as uncharacterized. The record is from RefSeq and is a predicted model, not a curated record. Gene Ontology annotation, molecular function: catalytic activity. Lineage: Eukaryota; Fungi; Ascomycota; Sordariomycetes; Sordariales; Podosporaceae. Bases 1 to 1767 code for a protein of 588 amino acids. The transcript has a single exon.